This is a messenger RNA of Glycine soja, 1635 nucleotides long. RefSeq names its product syntaxin-121-like. The transcript has 2 exons. Gene Ontology annotation, molecular function: SNARE binding; SNAP receptor activity. Gene Ontology annotation, cellular component: SNARE complex; plasma membrane; endomembrane system. The record is from RefSeq and is a predicted model, not a curated record. Bases 226 to 1233 code for a protein of 335 amino acids. Gene Ontology annotation, biological process: vesicle fusion; exocytosis; intracellular protein transport. Lineage: Eukaryota; Viridiplantae; Streptophyta; Magnoliopsida; Fabales; Fabaceae.
CGCGCUUGCAUCGUUCACCGGUUCAACUUCAACUCUCCCUCUCAUUCACGUCAACGUUAACCUCACGUUGACUUCUCUUCCCUUCUCACCCUCUCCGUCUACGCGGUAGUAGUUAAAUCAAAUUGAAAUCCUUCAUAAGUUAAUAAAUAUUAAUCCAAACGCACAACACAACACAACACGAUCCAUUAGAAGAAAGAAAAUUAAGCAAAUAACAAGAAAGAAACAAUGAACGACUUGUUCUCCGGUUCCUUCUCCCGCUUCCGCAGCGACCAGUCCUCCCCGGACCGCCACCACGACAUCGAGAUGGGCGCCACCGCCUCCGGCGGCGGUCGCGGCGGCGAGGUGAACCUUGACAAGUUCUUCGAGGACGUGGAAGGCGUGAAGGAGGAACUAAAGGAGUUGGAAGGUUUGGCUCAGAGUCUAAGGAGCAGCCACGAGCAGAGCAAGACGCUGCACAACGCGAAGGCGGUGAGGGACCUGCGCGCGCGCAUGGACGGCGACGUCUCGGCGGCGCUGAAGAAGGCGAAGCUGAUCAAGCUCAAGCUCGAGGCGCUGGAGCGGUCCAACGCCGCGAACCGGAACAUGCCUGGGUGUGGACCGGGUUCGUCCUCGGACCGGACCCGGACCUCCGUGGUCAACGGGCUCAAGAAGAAGCUGAAGGAUGCUAUGGAGAGUUUUAACGAGAUUCGCCAGCUUGUGUCCUCGGAGUACCGCGAGACCGUGCAGCGGCGGUACUUCACCGUCACCGGCGAGAAUCCCGAUGACAAGACUCUCGAUCUCUUGAUCUCCACUGGUGAGAGUGAGACUUUCCUUCAGAAGGCCAUUCAAGAGCAAGGAAGGGGUAGAAUUCUGGACACCAUCACGGAGAUUCAAGAGAGGCAUGAUGCUGUCAAAGAGAUAGAAAAGAAUCUCAAGGAGUUGCACCAAGUGUUCCUUGACAUGACAGUGUUGGUGCAACAUCAAGGUGAGCAAUUGGAUGAUAUUGAGAGCCAUGUGGCAAGAGCUCAUUCGUUUGUGCGCACUGGAGCUGAGCAGUUGCAGACUGCGCGGAAGCACCAGAAGAACACCAGGAAAUGGACCUGCUAUUGUAUCAUACUUCUUCUGGUGAUCAUCUUGUUUGUGGUGCUCUUCACUGUGAAGCCGUGGGAAAAUAGCAGUAGUGGCGGCAAUGGGGGUGGUCAGCCUGCACCAGCUCAAACACCUCCAUCACCUUCACCUCCUGUUAAUGCUUAACCUUGGGGGACUAUGAGUCUAUAUUUCACGAAGCAUAUUGGUUUCAUUUAUUUUGAUUUGAAGAUUGAGCUUUUAUAUUUUGGGAUGCAGCACGGGUGAUUGGCUUAUGAUUUGGUAGGAAAUCUGUUGGGUUGACCAGCAGUGUCAUUUCAAUCCAUGGAAAGGUUGGAUGAUUAAUCUGAGUUUGUAAUCUGAGGGAAGUGAAUGGCUGAUUGUUCUGUUGAGGUAGGUUCUUGGAGAUCAUUAUUUUGAGCAUCAUAUUCUUUUUCUGUAAGUAGUUUAUCUGUUUGAACAGUUGUAUUGCUGACCGAUGGUUAUAAAAACAUAUGGGAUCUUUCCCUAAAUAUGAUGUACAGUAUCUUACUGUUCCCUUAUGCUAUAUUACUGUUCCCUUAUUAGUAA